Rhodamnia argentea is the source of this 487-nucleotide messenger RNA. RefSeq names its product auxin-responsive protein SAUR50. Gene Ontology annotation, biological process: response to auxin. Bases 1 to 396 code for a protein of 131 amino acids. The record is from RefSeq and is a predicted model, not a curated record. The transcript has a single exon. NCBI's taxonomy places the organism in Eukaryota, Viridiplantae, Streptophyta, Magnoliopsida, Myrtales, Myrtaceae.
AUGACGGCGAACCAUUUCCUGAGGUCGUGCCUGGAGAAGUGGAGCAAACUGGCCAGAAACACCACCUCUCCUCCUUCCUCAGCCUGCGAGAGGUGCUCUCUCCAGUGGGUGUUUCGGCCGUCCGCGUAUCGCGAAGACGACAAUGGCUUCAUUCCCAGGGACGUCCCGAAGGGUCACUUGGUCGUCUACGUCGGAGACAAUCACAAGCGGUACGUGAUCAAGGUCAAAGUCUUGGCUCACCCGCUCUUCAGAGCGCUCUUGGAUCAAGCUAAAGAAGAGUACGACUACAGUGCUGAUUCCAAGCUCUGCAUCCCCUGCGACGAGAAGAUGUUCAUGGAUGUCGUUCGCUGCGCAGCAUCUCCUCAUGAGUGUCGGAUUUGCGGUCUCUGUUUCUGACGGUGGCGACAGCGGUGACGAAGAGAUUUUUGAGAAAUUCGAUUGAUUCGUGUAGCUGCCAUAUAUAAAUGUUGUACACUAUGUAGAAUAC